Messenger RNA from Aspergillus tanneri, 5358 nucleotides. RefSeq lists its product as uncharacterized. The record is from RefSeq and is a predicted model, not a curated record. NCBI's taxonomy places the organism in Eukaryota, Fungi, Ascomycota, Eurotiomycetes, Eurotiales, Aspergillaceae. The transcript is spliced from 3 exons. The coding region runs from base 1 to 5358 and encodes 1785 amino acids. Gene Ontology annotation, molecular function: protein binding.
AUGGGCAACGCACCAUGGCUGGACAGCCUUUCAGACGACUGGGUAUCCGUUCCAGGGACUCCAGCUAGCCCUGUUCCUGCUCGAUCUAUCAAUCACUCUCGUCGCUCGAGCUUACAAAACUCUCCUAGUCGCAUUCCUGUCCCCGCGCGUCGCUCCGUUGAACCAUCCCCAACUGCAGACGGAAAGAAGAAGGUCUCGCGUCCUUGCCAUUUCGUCAGAAGGGAACCGCCGACCCCAAAGACCCCCCGCACACCCAAGACGCCUUCAAAGUUGCGCUCACCAGUACCCGACAAGACUAAGAAAAGCUCGAAGCCGAAUUUGCCCUCCGGGCGUAAACAACAGCAGCCCACCAUGGAUACUAGAUCACCACUACGAUCUGUAUCGAACAUGUCCAGCCAAUCGUUACAACAGGACACUGUUCAAGUGAGGCCAAACAAGAGGAAGGAUAAAGAUGGGACUCCGGAAUGGCGGAAGAGAUUGGUCCAUGGAGAACUACAUCCUGGCGAACAGCGCGAUUUGUUUGCUCCCAUUGGACUGGAAAGUGUCUUCAAACCCCCUACUCCAGCCUCGGAGAAAACGCAGCAAGAUGUAAUUCCGAAUAUGACGCAGCCGGACAACCUGUGGGACUUCGGCGACUCCCCUGAAAGAAGCCGUGAUAUAAAAGCACGAAAGUCACCACUAGCACCGACAAAUAACGAUGAUGAAGACGCUGGAGACUCCUCUGUUCGGUUUCCCGAAUCCCCCAUAAGGAAGUCCGAAUCGCUCAACCGAGAAGAUUCCAAUGAGAGCCCACAAUUAUCACGCAAUGGGACCCUAGAGAUCAGAAAAUGUGCAGGUAAACUUCAUGCGAAUGACGGUGAUAAUCACAGCGACUCCCACAGUGAUACGCAGCUGAGAACUGCGAGUGGUAUAGAGGACCUCCGCAAUGAGGGCAUCACACCUAUUACUUUCUCUCGGACCAAUACAGUCGAUGGAAAUGGGACAUCGGAAGUCAUAAAGUCAGCACUAAAGCAGGUCACCAACAAACUUGAAAAGCUCUCUAUGGUACCAGGAGAGCGACCAGACUCAAGAGCAAGUGACAGCAUCCUGCUCAACCAGAAAGUGACCAAUGCUACCGACGCAUUUCCCGAAGACGAAAUGCUCGAUGUUACAAGUAAUUCUCUGCCUCAGGAUUUAUCUAUGGGAACCCUGGAUUAUCGGGGGCGUGGAGCCUUCACAAAUCUCGGUCGCGAACAAUAUUUUAGUGACGCUUCCUUCCAGAAAAGGCGGUUCUCCCCUCCGUCCUUUCCUUCCCAACGCCUCUCUCCAUUCAUCCCAGCGAAUUAUAGAAUCCGAAGCUCUCCCCCUUUCUAUCCAAGAUCACACCAGAUGGCUGAUCCCACUACUCACCCUCGACCUUCGUCAGCUCACGUCAAAGCUUCUACGUUUGGUCACUCUGAAGCGGAAAGGAGUGAAGUCAUGCCAUCGUCUGGGAGCCCUUUGAAGCUUUUUGGAAACCAUGACACUUUCACAAACAACAGACUGUUGCGCCGUAUGAGCCAGUUUGAAGAAACAUUUGGCGAAUUGUCUGAGGAUGACGAGCCGCUUUCACCGUCGGAGGAAGCUCGACGCAAAGGCGAAAGUAGGAGUUUUUUGAAUGCUAAAUAUGACACUUCGGGCGAUCAGUCAGUGACAGCAAGAGAUCUUCCAAGGUCCCAAAAUGCGGCCAAUCUUCGCAUCGGUCGAUUUGGGGAUGGCCAACUGGAUGAUUUUGACUUUUCCGAUACUAGCCCUUAUGAACCAAAAUUGUUAAAUUACGAAGACUCGGGGAUUAAUAGUCGUCCCACUUCGCAACGACGGCGACAAUGGCAACAUAACUCAUGUAGGAAUCACGGCCAUGGCUCUAAAACGGACGAAUCGAAGUUAAUCGAAAAUGUGAGACCCCUGGCUAGAUCGAAUACGCCAUCUCAAACUGGAGCUACAAGAAGGCAGUAUGCACUUUCAAACGAGACAGAGGAUGGACCUGAGAUGGAAAGGGCACCCAAUACUCCGGCAAAAGACCCAACACCAAAGAGGCGCAGAACGUUCUUGAGAUCUCAUAGCUCGAGAAGAGAUCAUGACGCUAGCAUACAAGACAUCCCGGGGCAGCAAACAGACACCUUAUCAUUACUACAGAGAAGCCUGAUGCAGCAUGGCGUGAAGUGUGAGGAGAAUAGUUCCUUGCUUCAUACGCAAUCCUCGCAACGGCCAAGAACGCCAACCCCAAGUCAAGCAAGAUCAUCAACAAGGAAGAGGUCGUUGCCGAGCAGGGAUCUGCCACAUGCUAGCUAUGAACAUGAGGAGUCUCCGGCGGAUCAGAGUGUGCCUAUGGUCAAAGUGACUGGCGUUAAGGACGAGGUUCGCAAAGGGUCUAUUACGACUCAGGAUUUCCUCAAUGAGGCGACUAAGAUAAUGGAUAUUAUUCGAGCGAAAGGUAGAGGAGCAACAGGAGGGCUGUCAAGCGUCGAAGAAUCUGAAACGGAGGACAAGAACAAAAAUGAUAGCUUUGAAGACGAAUCAACUCGGGAAGAGUUCUCUCGACCCCCGAGUCGAGAGGGUGUUGAUAUGAGAAAGCUCAGGGAACCGAAAGAGCCUAAUCCAAGAAUAUUGAGUCAUCUUAAAAAAUUUCAAGAACACGAUGACUUGGAAUUUGACGUUAACGCUUCUGUUAUGUCACUGCAUCUCGACGACGGACAGGAAAACGACCAUAUUGACGAUAGUGCCGGGAACAACUCAUCACAAGAGACUCGUCAGCGAGAAAGAAAACUUUCAGCAUUGACCACAGCUGAAGGUGAUAGUCUCCCUGAGUUGUUGACUCUUAAUACACAGGUAUCAGGGAAAAGUCUCAGCGCUCGUUCUGUUCCUACCGGAUCCUCACAGAGCUCUCACGCCAAAGGUGUUUUGUCGUCAGACCUGGUAUCCCAUUUAAUUCCUGAGCAGGUCAACGGGUUUACGUACGACCGUUACAAGCAUUUAUGGAUCAGGGAAAAGCCACGGCCCUCCCCUGAAAAGCCAAAGGGUGACGAAAGUGAAGACGACCCAUUCAGGGACAUCCCUGACCUCAGUGUCGAUGAACUUCAGGAGAUGAUGAUGUCCCCUGAAAGGGCAAAGAGCUCCUACUCUGUGGAUGGCAAUGCCACCAAAAGCCCGUUGAGCGCCAAAGCUGCCUCUCCAAAGUUAGAGGGGCGACCACAGACAAAGGAUGGAGAGCCAUCUAUGAAUGCCAGCUCAGUUCAGUCGAGGGUAACCCAAUUUACGUCCAGUAUUCCCAACUCGGGGACUGGAGCCACUUCAUGGGGUUCGAGUCGACCAAGGAGUAGAGAAAGCUCCAGCGAAGUUGAGCAUGAAAUUCAGCUCCACGAGGGUCGUUUAUCAAAGCCUCCACGACGUCAGAAUGAUGGCAAUCACCAAGCACGUGUUGUUACUAUUAGCUUUUCGUCCCCUCUUGUUUCGCAAAUCGCGUACAGCGACUAUGAGAGUCCUACAAAGCUUCGGCGAGAGCUGAUUACAGAUUCUGGGCAUGGCAUGAAAAGCAUGGAAGAUACAAACGAUUUCACAAAACAGUUGCAAAAUCCGCCCCUCGAAAAUGACCAGCCAUUCUUUCAGCGUUCUAUAUCCCGGAUAGAUGAGCGAGGCGAAGAAAAGUCUGAGAAUCUGAGCUUGAUACGAAGGGACCUGGAGUUUCCCGAGUCGACACCUGUUAAAAAUGCCAGCGAGAGCAACUCGUUGAUUCACAUAAAAAACAAUCUGGAUAUGAGUUAUAGCUUUCAUCUCAGUCCCCUGCCUGAUUUUACUGUCGACCAGAUUGACCAGUCUUUGCAACUUGAAGUGAGUUAUGUGGCUCAACGCACUCAUCCUACAUCCUUACGCCAGGUUCAUGGGACAUUUGCCCUGGCGACUGAGAAACUGGUCAAACACAUCACGGAGGUCCAGCCAUUUGAACCCUAUUGGGAAUAUGUCCGUCGGUUGAUACUUCGCCGCAAGGGGUUGAUCACAUUACACAAACUUUGCGAUUUUUGUCCUCGUUUAGAGGACCUGGACGUCUCGAGCAAUAGUAUUGGGCAACUCAGUGGAAUCCCCCCAACUUUGAGGACGCUGACGAUCCAACGUAAUUGCCUUUCAAAUCUGACCGCGUGGGGUCAUUUGAUUAACCUCCAGUACCUAGACGUUUCAGGAAAUGAACUGGAGAGUUUGGAUGGAUUCAGCAGUCUUAUCCACCUCCGAGAACUCAAAGCGAGCGAUAACAACAUCCAGAACAUCAAUGGUGUCUUUGAAUUAGACGGUCUUUUGAGCCUGAAACUGGGGAAUAAUGGCCUGACGGUGAUUGACUUUGAGGGGGCGGAACUAACUCGUCUGCAAGAGUUAGACCUCAGCCAUAAUCAGCUGGUGUCGCUCCGUAACCUUGACAACCUGACCUCUUUGGCUUCGCUUGAUCUCAGUUCCAACCAACUUGGCAGGCUUGAUCCCUCAGGGCCUCUACGUACCUUGCGGUCGCUGAAGCUAUCUAGGAAUAGGCUGCACAGUCUGGAUGUCGGUUUCUUUCCGUCUCUGUCUCUUCUUUAUGUUGAUCAGAAUUUCCUAACCACGAUUUCCGAUUUUGGUCAAUGCCAUAACUUGGAAGUCUUCUCUGCUCGUGAGCAAACAAUAUCGGAUGAUCUCAAUUCCGGGUUCUUUGACGUUGAUCUGGGUUUGGUGAAAGAUAUACGCAAAGUAUUCCUAUCUUCGAAUAGGCUUUCUUUGCAAGCCCUUUCACCCUCUGCCCCACUUCUUAGUUUGCAACUUUUCGACGCCGCUUCUUGCAAUAUCCAGAAUCUUCCUGUGGAUUUUGCAUCGAAUUUCCCCAACAUCAAAGUCCUUAACCUCAACUUCAAUUCUCUCUCGAGCAUAAACGAACUAGCGGGCGUUAAUUGUCUUUCUCGGCUGGCAAUUGCCGGAAACUGCAUAGUUAGAUUGAGGAGACUGUGUCAAGUCUUGAGCCGGUGUUGCUUUGAUAUCCCGCCUGUGCUGGCCGAUUUUGGUCAUCAUGAAGAAAUAGCCCAUGCCACUAUGGGAGAAGAUGACGAAAACAUUCCCAAGAAAGACUCUGACAUUGAUGACCCGUAUACCCUUCCGCCAUCUGACCCUGAAGCGGACCAGAAAUAUGUGUCCCUCUUGGAUGAGCCAACUCGGCUCCGACGAAGGGUUUUUGAGCUUAUGCUCUAUGUGGGUACUGGGGGCUCUAUUAAGUUCCUGGAUGGGCUGGAAUUGCGGCCAACUUUUGAGGGAGGGUCCGACAUGGAUCAUGCUUGGACAAAGCUUGAGAAACUUGGCGUACUCAAAAAGAAGGUAAUCACUGCUUAG